Macrosteles quadrilineatus (aster leafhopper) is the source of this 1659-nucleotide messenger RNA. RefSeq names its product UNC93-like protein MFSD11. The transcript is spliced from 8 exons. Lineage: Eukaryota; Metazoa; Arthropoda; Insecta; Hemiptera; Cicadellidae. Bases 34 to 1308 code for a protein of 424 amino acids. The record is from RefSeq and is a predicted model, not a curated record.
GAUCUCAAUGUAAUUUUCCUCAGUGUUUACCUUAUGAUAUUGUUCUCUGCGGAGUUCGCAGUUUUAAAUAUGCAGAAAACAAUAAUCUCAAGUAUUCAUGACGAGAGGCCCGACUUCAAGGUAGAAGGAUACUUUGUGACAGGGAUUGCCUACACUGUGUUCUCAGUUUCUGUGUGGCUGGCUCCUUCCAUCAUCAGUGUGCUAGGGGCAAGGUCAUCUAUGGCUCUGGCCACCAUCGGUUACAUUUUCUAUCUGAUGGCCUUCAACAUAGAGGAGGCUUGGACCAUGUACACGGGUGCUGUGGUGGUGGGUGUGAGCGAGGCAUUGUUGUGGACCUCGCAAGGUCAUUACCUCGUAACCAACUCUGAACCACACACUGUUAACCGAAACCUAGGCAUCUUCUGGGUCAUCUUCAGCUCUGCAGAGUUGUACGGCAACAUAUUCGUCUACUACAAGUUGGAAGGCAAGAAGUACAUAGACGCUGAGACACGUAAGACUGUUAUCUAUGUGAUGAGUAGCAUCGCAGCAGCUUCUCUACUCAUGUUCACAGUCCUGGGAGGCUCCAAGGACACUGAAGAUCACAAGGAAGGUCCUGUACAAGCCCUCAAGAGGACUUGGCACAUCUUCAACACUCCUGAUAUGAGGGUCUUGCUUAUCACGUUCAUGUUCAUUGGCAUGCAGCAGGCUUUCCGCAGUGGCAUCUACAGCGCUAGUGUCGGCUUUACACUCAAGUUUGGUGACUCGGCCAAACAGCUGGUCGUACUAUCUGGAGUGUUCCUUGGCACCGGUGAACUUGUUGGUGGAGUGUACCAGAUAUGGCUGAGUGGCUGGACCAAACGUCACAUGUUUGGACAAUGCUGGGUGCUUGGUACUGGACUACUUUGUCAACUCGUAGCUUACACCACCAUGUGCCUCAAUCUACCAGCAGACUCUGUCUUUGGCAACACACUGGACCAGUCCUACCUGGAUCCUAGUGCAGUUCUGGCGAUGAUGUGCAGUUUUCUCCUGGGAUUCGCUGACUGCUGUUGCCACACACAGGUGUAUUCUCUCAUGGCUGUCAUGUUCCCAGAGGACAGCUCACAGACAUGCGCCAUCUAUAAGUUUACCAAGGGUCUCAUGGUGGCUCUGAUGUUCUAUUGUUCCAACCACCUCAACCUUCAUCAACAAGCCGCAGUGCUCGGUCCAUGUGCUGUCAUCGCUAACAUUGCGUUCUACAAAGUUACCAAGAACGUCGUCCGAGCUGUUAGCCAACAAGGCAACAACGAUCUUCAGCUGGAAACUAUAAAAAAAGACAUCUCCGCCUCGUGACAGUUACUAAUGGAUGGCCAAAACUUAGAGAUAAGUAACCGUUAGCAUAGAUAAAAUCCUUAGUAGAUUUUCUCAUCCUUUUGGAACAGCUGAAGCCAAUUUUAUUGUUAUUUCUGUCCGGUGCACGGUAGAGAUUGUGUUUUAUUUACAAUUUGUUUCUUGUUAUUUCAUUAAUUUAAAUCCUCGUUUUAUCCAAAUAAAACGAUCUAAUCAUAAACAAUAACUCGUUCCCUAGUUAUAUAACCAAACAGUAAAGCACAAUUGAUGACAUUAACCCUCAAAUAAUAGAAACACAAUUUCUUUGACACUAGCGUCACCGGACAUGAACUAGACUCAAAAAACGAGCAUCCU